CUAUUUCAUUUCAUUUCAUUUUAUUAUUGUACACAAGAAAAAGAAGAAUAAAAAGAGUUUCUACCUACCUACAUAAAAUAAAGAAAAGAAAAGAAAAGAAAAGAUUCCAUUGUUUGUCAUGAGCGACAUUACAGAUUCAGCAUGCAUCACAAUAGUUACCGAAUACUUACUCAACAACUGCUACAAGAAUACAGCAAAGGCACUUCAGUUUGAAACCAACAAACUCGCCGCCCGUAGUGAGGAUCUCUCUGGACAAGCACCAACCAAAAGUACCUUGAGGCGGGAGAUGAAAAACAAAGAUAGGAUGGAAACUGAAGAGAAACCAGAAAAUCUUAAAGGGAACAAAAAUGAGGAACCAAAGUCAGCAAGAGCAUCAAGAAGUCAGGGAGAUAAUACAAGUGACGCUAUGGAUACUGAAGAAGACGAUCCAUCUUGGAAACUGCUCGAUGCAAGAAAAGAUAUCUAUGACAGUAUUCUGGCGGGUAACAUCGAUCGUGCGAUCCAAGACAUUCGAUUUAAUUUUCCUAUAAUGGCCCAAGUUAAUCCGACUGCUGAAGAACCAUCUUACUAUGAGAUAUUGAUGUACAAACUAGCUUGCCAAGAGUUUGUCGAGAUCGUACGGUCAGGAGAGGAACUAGAGGCUAUCAAAUUUGCCCACACCCACCUGGGCACCAGGCACCAAACUCUGCAAGAGAUCAUCACCAGAGUGUCUCCAUUGAUUGCCUAUCAUGAUCCGACCAACUGUAGUUCAUCGUACCUUUUUGACCAUGAACAACGCCAGGCGCUAGCUGAUGAGGUCAAUAUGGCCGUCCUAACUCUGUCAGGUUUGCCGACCGAAACAGCAUUAGAAAAGUUAUCAAAACAGCACAACGUUGUCAAAGACACAUUGAACCAAAUGAAAUUUGAAGAUCCAGCAAAAGACCCUAAUUCUGAUCGAAAAAUGUCCAUGUAAAAUAAUAAUGGCCAUGUCUGUUGAGUUCUCAAAACACUCUUUUAUAUAUUUCUUUAAAUAAUAUUCUUAAUUUCUUACCUUUAUACAAAGAUAGAAAGGAUAUAUCUAUCUAUACACACUUAUUUACUUUGCACAAGUUAAUUUUUGCCUAUAAAUGAAAAACAAAAACAAAAUAUGGUUAAAUAAUGUUGGUUUGUUAUAUCGUUUGCAAAAAUUUCGAGUAUAACCAACAUAUCUAUCUAUUCAUUAUAUCAAUAGGAAUUCUUUGUAAUCUGUUCAAUUGAUAAUAAAACUUUGGAUGUCAGUUGUCUGGUUAAUCGAUUAGAUUAAUUAAGGUAAAAUCAUGAAACACAAACUUGAUCUUCGUAACACCCAUGAAAGAUCUCUAGAAUUAUGUUUUUUUUUCUUGUUUUUUUUUUGUUUACCACAUCUGUCAAAAAAAAAUUGACAUUCCGAGGAUUGAACAGAGUGAAUUACAGAAUUCUAUGCAAAUUUAUUUAAU
Molecule: messenger RNA, 1454 nt
Organism: Phycomyces blakesleeanus NRRL 1555(-)
Lineage: Eukaryota; Fungi; Mucoromycota; Mucoromycetes; Mucorales; Phycomycetaceae
Exons: 6
Coding region: 119-952 (277 amino acids)
Biological process (GO): cell surface receptor signaling pathway; cytoskeleton organization
Cellular component (GO): cytoplasm
Molecular function (GO): protein binding
Source: RefSeq, a predicted model, not a curated record